UCUUCUAACCCAUUAUCAAUUCCCAUCAUAUCACCCCCAUAUAAACUAUCUCUCCAUAUUAAUUUUCUUCAACACUUAAAAAUUCAUAUCUAAAGAGUACUUACCAUUAUGGCUCUCAAGAACCAGUUGAGAAGUGUGUUUUCCAGCUGCUUCAAGCCCGAAAAUCCAAAGCCGGAUCGAAAAAUUCUAGUUUCCAAACAAUACUCAUUCCAGAGGCUUUCUGUUUCGGAUUUGAGUAACCCCGGAUCACCCCUCUCCAUCGAAGACCUCUCAAAUUCUGUGAUUGGGUCAAAUCUUCAUAUUUUCACACUUGCAGAGUUGAAAAUGAUCACCCACAACUUCUCAUCCAGCAAUUAUCUUGGUGAAGGCGGGUUUGGACCGGUCCAUAAAGGGUUUGUCGAUGACAAGAUUAGGCCCGGGUUGGAGGCCCAACCGGUUGCUGUUAAGUUACUGGAUUUGGAUGGCACUCAGGGCCACAGGGAAUGGCUGGCUGAAGUCAUCUUUCUCGGGCAAUUGAGGCAUCCCCAUCUUGUGAAGUUGAUCGGAUAUUGUUGCGAAGAUGAACAUAGGCUUCUGGUUUACGAGUACAUGGCACGAGGCAAUCUAGAGAACCAACUGUUUAGAAGGUAUUCUAUUUCAUUGCAAUGGUCAACAAGAUUAAAAAUAGCAAUUGGUGCUGCAAAAGGCCUUGCUUUCCUCCACGGCGAAGAGAAACCAGUGAUUUAUCGUGAUUUCAAAGCUUCAAAUGUCUUGCUCGAUGCUGAUUACACUGCCAAACUCUCUGACUUUGGGCUAGCAAAGGAUGGUCCGGAAGGAGAUGAGACACACGUCACCACACGUGUCAUGGGCACACAUGGCUACGCUGCUCCCGAGUACAUCAUGACUGGUCAUUUGACAGCAAUGAGCGACGUAUACAGUUUUGGAGUAGUUUUGUUGGAAUUACUAACAGGGAGGAGAGUGGUGGACAAGAAACGUCCCGCGAAAGAGCAGAACCUGGUGGACUGGGCCAAGUCACUUAUGAAGGAUCCCCAAAAGUUGGACCGGAUAAUGGACCCGAGACUCGAGGGCCAAUACUCAAAAGAAGGGGCUAGGAAGGCUGCAUGCUUGGCUUAUCAAUGCCUGAGCCACCAGGCCAAGGCCCGGCCCACAAUGAGUCAUGUGGUCGAGACCUUGGAACCUCUUAUGGACCUAGAUGACUACCCAACAGAGUCAUUUGUGUACAUUGCUCCCACUGAAGGUGACAACAAACCAAGUGUUGUUAGUGAGAAAAAAAAUGAAAAUGAAGAAAAAGAGAUCGGUGGUUGCAAUCAGCAACAAAAGGAUCAGAGGCCAAGGCGUCGACAUAGGUCGUUUCGAUCACGGGCUGUCUACUCUGACACUGCUCUAUAUAAAAAGUUCAAGAAUGGUUUAAACUCUCCCAAUUAAGCAAGAGAGAGGGAAGGAGGCAUUAAGUAGAAGAAAAUGCAAAUCAAAGUGUAAAAUUAGAAUUAAAGUUCUUUGUUUAGACAAGUUUGAGUCUUUGUAAAGUGUUAUAUAUAUACUCAGGAUUAAAUCCUAAAAAAAACAAAAAAAGGUGAUUGGUUUUGAUGUACAAUGGCCCAAGUUAAUUUGUUCUCUUAAUUUGAGAAAAAAGUGAAUUGUUUUGUUGUACAUGGUUCUCUUAAUUUGAGAAAUUUCACUGCCAAAGUUUGCGGCGCA
Messenger RNA from Camellia sinensis, 1698 nucleotides. Its product is annotated as EPD1-interacting receptor-like cytoplasmic serine/threonine-protein kinase. The record is from RefSeq and is a predicted model, not a curated record. Lineage: Eukaryota; Viridiplantae; Streptophyta; Magnoliopsida; Ericales; Theaceae. Gene Ontology annotation, biological process: protein phosphorylation. Gene Ontology annotation, molecular function: ATP binding; protein kinase activity.